Messenger RNA from Pungitius pungitius (ninespine stickleback), 1972 nucleotides. Its product is annotated as ceramide synthase 5-like. Gene Ontology annotation, biological process: ceramide biosynthetic process. Gene Ontology annotation, cellular component: membrane. NCBI's taxonomy places the organism in Eukaryota, Metazoa, Chordata, Actinopteri, Perciformes, Gasterosteidae. Gene Ontology annotation, molecular function: sphingosine N-acyltransferase activity; DNA binding. The coding region runs from base 301 to 1404 and encodes 367 amino acids. The record is from RefSeq and is a predicted model, not a curated record. The transcript is spliced from 10 exons.
UGAGGAAAGCUAACAGAGCCUGAGUUCACCUAGAGCUAAUUGGCAAGUUUUCUUCUUCUGUGGUUUUAGGUUUAUUGGCGAUUGGCCCGCAAACUAAUUGUUGCGUCACCGCCACCAGCUGGUGUGGAGCGUGUGUUUUGAUUAAAUGAAUAAAAGAACAAACAAAACAACAGGCUGUCAUCUUCACUAAAAAAAGCAACGUUUUAGUGGACAUCGUCCCAAGUUAAUGGUAAAUUCCCAACAAUCUCAACAAUCCCAACAAGCACAACGUGACGUUUAAAAAACUCAAAUCUCGUUCAAAUGUCAAAUCUCGCCCCCGCCCAUGAAAAUAAAAAAAUCCCACGACCGGUAACACGAUCCUCGAAACAUCCGCAACAAAAAAGACAGAAGAAAGAAGAGGAAGAAGCGGAAGGCAGGAGCGGGCCGAUGAGGCUGGUGGCCAAGCCCUGCGCCCACAUACUUCACAUCCAGGCGGGAGUGCCCCGGCGAGCUCAGCCCAACGCCGUCCUGGAGAAGGUGUUCCAGUCCAAAGCGUGUCCGGACACGAGGCAGCUGGAGGGGCUCUCCAAGCAGCUGGACUGGGACCAGCGGAAGAUAGAGAGAUGGUUCCGGGUGCGUCGGAACCAGGACCGGCCCGGCAUGCAGAAGAAGUUCUGCGAGAGCAUGUGGCGACUAACGUUCUAUUUGGGGAUUUUCAUCUACGGCGUUCGACAUCUGUGGGUGUCGCCCUGGAUGUGGGACACCAGAAAGUGUUGGUACAACUACCCCUUCCAGCAUCAGAGCUCCCAGCAGUUCAGCCACUACGCGGCCGAGCUGGCCUUCUACUGGUCCCUCAUGUUCUCCCAGUUCAUAGACGUGAAACGCAAGGACUUCAUCAUCAUGCUCGUCCACCACCUCGCCACCAUCUUCCUCAUCACCUUCUCCUACGCAAACAACAUGCUGAGGGUCGGCACGCUGGUCAUGUGCGUGCACGACGCGUCUGACAUCUUUCUCGAGGCGGCCAAGCUGGCCAACUACGCCAAGUACCAGCGGCUGUGCGACGGCCUGUUUGUGGUGUUCAGCGUCAGCUUCUUCAUCACGCGACUCGUCAUCUACCCCUUCUGGGUGGUCUACAGCGUGCUGGUGGAGAGCUGGGAGAUCGUGGGGCCGUACCAGUCCUGGUGGCUGCUCAACGGGCUGCUGCUGGUGCUGCAGACGCUCCACGUCAUCUGGUUCUACCUCAUUGCCCGCAUCGCCAUCAAAGCCGUGUUCAAGGGGAAGGUGGCGAAAGACGACCGCAGCGACGUGGAGAGCAGCUCGGACGAGGAGAUUUAUUCCACCUGCAGUAAAAACCAGAGCGAGACGCUCAAAGCGAAGGACAUCGGUCACACCGGCAACCUCAACGGAGAAGCCCACGACCGCUGAGCACCACGAGUGUGGCUUUUAAUCCCCAAAGGUUUGCUGAAUGGCAGAAACGGAGCGUGGACUUAAGACCGAGAGCGUAAAGUAUUCCCUCACUUUGUGGAAUAAAGACGCCUUACUGAGAGGGGUUUACACUGUGUGAGGUUUACACUAAACGUGUGUGUGUGUGUGUGUGUGCGCGUGUGUGUGUGUGUGUGUGCGUGUGUGUGUGUGCAAGCUGGACAUGAAAACGGAGCAUGUAAACACUGCUUUUUGUCAAAAUGCAUUUUCUACAUGUAAAUACGUUUUUAUUUGUGAAAUUGGUAAUAUAUUUACAGCUGUAAAACAAAUCACUGCAAUCUGCCUUAAAUCGCUUAAGGUCCCGUAAUCGAAAUCCAUCUUAGAAUGCCAAAGAUUUCUUAAUAAAACAUUAUUGUACCAAAUUUAGCAAUGAAUGUGAAGGAUUCGUGCAAAUGACAAUUAUUCGUCUGCCUGAUUAUUUAAGCUUUAUCCAGACAACAAAGCCCAAAAAAGUAAUUGUUAAAUUUAUUAUAUUUCUUGCAUUGUCAAAUAAAAGGUCCAUACUACAAAA